AAUUGAAUCAUGAUUCAAUUAUUGAUAGUUGAGUUUGUACCAAUAAUUUGGUAAGAUUUGUUUUUAUAUCUCGGUCCCCUGUACACCGUUAUUGAUAGCCAAGGAAAGGGCAGAAACGGGAACGAUCGAAACAGAGUCUUGUUAUUUUCUGUUUUCAUUUUUUGAAAAUAGAGAAAAUUUUGGAAACGCAGUACUUGUUAUUUUCAUUUUUGUUUUGAAAAAAAAAAAGAAAAGAAAAAAGAAAGAAAGAAAAAGGUUUUGUAUGGCAGCUUAUGCUUACAUUGACAAUCAAAUUAAUUUCGUGGACUUUCGGCCCUUAACCCCGAGCUCCAGCGGCGGCCCCCCUAGUUUUGAUCAAGUUUUUCUUUCGUACAAUCCUUUACUCUUUGUUGUUCCUCAUUUCAGUGUUCCUUUGAACCCUUCUCUUUUGAUUCAAAUGGACGAGGAAAGAUCGCUGUCACUUCUUCAGUUAAUAGCUAAUGAAGGACUCGUGCCGGCAAGAGAAGAAGAAGAGAAGAGAAAAAGUGUGAUUAAAAAGCUUAAACAGAUAGUGUUGUCCUGGGCUAAGAAGGUUGCUUGGCAACGUCGACUUCCUAAAGAACAAAUUGCACAAACUCAUGCAACGAUAUUGACUUACGGUUCCUAUGGCCUUGGUGUUCACGGUUCAGAGUCGGAUAUUGAUGCUUUAUGCGUUGGCCCUCAAUUUGCUACAAUGGCAGAGGAUUUUUUCAUUGUUUUGCGCAACAUGCUUAAGAGCAGAUCAGAAGUUACGGAGAUCCACUGUGUGAAGGAUGCAAAAGUUCCCCUGAUGCGGUUUAAAUUUGAUGGGGUCUUGAUUGAUCUUCCAUAUGCACAGCUUAGAGUAUUAUCUGUUCCUGAUGAUGUGGAUGUACUCAGUCCAUUCUUUGUAAGGGAUAUUGAUGAAACUAGUUGGAAAAGCUUGUCUGGAGUACGUGCAAAUCAGCGUAUUAUUCAGCUUGUUCCGGACUUGGAGUUACUGAUGUUCCAGAAAUUCCAAUCAGUGCUGCGAUGUGUCAAAUUAUGGGCAAAGAGGCGAGGAGUGUAUGGUAAUUUAAAUGGGUUUCUUGGAGGAGUCCAUCUGGCAAUUCUUCUGGCAUUUGUUUGUCAAAAUUUUCCAAAAGGCAGUAUAAGUGCUCUGAUUACAAACUUCUUUAAGACGUUUGCCUUUUGGCCUUGGCCUACACCAGUCAUGCUGCAGGAUACAAUGUCACCAUCUGGAUACCCAUCUGAGACACGGUCUUUGAUGCCUAUCAGCUUACCUUGUAGUUCACACGAGUAUUGCCAUACCAAUAUCACUAGAAGCACAUUUUACAAAAUCCGAGCUGAGUUUCUACGAGCACAUAAUUUGACUAGGGAUAUCUUGAGGCCAGAUUUUGAUUGGCACACCCUUUUCGAGCCUUUUCCAUUUUCAAAGAAGUAUGCUCGAUUUGUCAAAGUUUAUCUUUCGGCUUCUAAUCAUGAUGAUCUGGGAGAUUGGGUGGGUUGGGUGAAGUCACGUUUUCGAGGUCUCCUUGUCAAGCUGGAGGAGGUGCAAGGCCUAUGUGACCCUAACCCCACAGAAUAUGCUGAUGCUGAUGCUGCAGAGCCAAACGUUGUUUUCUACUGGGGCUUGCAACCUGGUAGAACUCAUUUCUUGGAUAUAGAGUCUGUUCAAAAAGAUUUCUGGAAAAAUAUCACCAAUGGCUAUCAAGGCUACAUCGGACGAAUGAAAUUAUCCAUCGUGCAAGCUUCUCAACUGGUGAGGAAUUCACAGUUUGACUCCGGAAGUGGGAAAAGAACAAAAGCUUGUUGGAAGAUUAUUGACUACAAUCUGGCGAGUGUCCCUACUUACUCACAGCAUAUGCCGAACUACUUUGUUGGGUAUAUGGCAGCCAACGAGGGUACCACUAAGCACCCAAGUGGCGGGGGUUAAAAUUUUACAAUGUCUGCCCUUCCGUUCUAGCUUCAAUUUUGUUUUGCUUCUUGCAGAUUUCAGUCUUCAUGAUUUCCUGUAUGCUAACGGAUUUUCUUAAGAAAGGAUGCUGUAGGAGUUACUGAGUAAACAGGAUAGAUAGAACUACAAGCUGGAAAUUAGAGCGAGGAGGAAGAAAUUGAGAUUGGAUUUGUAGAUAUGGGGUUAUAACCUCUCCCUCUCUUUUUUUCCUUUUCACUACUUUUGUGCUUUUACCUCUGUAAAACCAUAUACAUACUCUACCAGAAUAUAAAAAUCAUUCUUAAACAUUGCUGAA
Mangifera indica (mango) is the source of this 2249-nucleotide messenger RNA. RefSeq names its product nuclear poly(A) polymerase 3. Gene Ontology annotation, molecular function: poly(A) RNA polymerase activity; RNA binding. Gene Ontology annotation, cellular component: nucleus. The record is from RefSeq and is a predicted model, not a curated record. Lineage: Eukaryota; Viridiplantae; Streptophyta; Magnoliopsida; Sapindales; Anacardiaceae. Bases 263 to 1933 code for a protein of 556 amino acids. The transcript is spliced from 10 exons.